Messenger RNA from Prunus armeniaca (apricot), 777 nucleotides. The record is from the annotation of a GenBank genome assembly. NCBI's taxonomy places the organism in Eukaryota, Viridiplantae, Streptophyta, Magnoliopsida, Rosales, Rosaceae.
AUGGAUCAAGGCCAAAUCUCUAUCCCGAAAUAUCCUCAGGGCAACGGCCAAGCCGAUGCAUCCAAUAAAAUAAUAUUGGACUGUCUAAAGAAGAGAUUAGAAGGUGCCGAAGGAAAAUGGGUAAAUGAGCUCCUUGGAGUAAUAUGGGCUUAUCGCACCACCAAGCAUAGAUCAACUGGCGAAACCCCAUUUUCCCUCACCUAUGGAAUAGAAGCAAUCAUUCCUCCUCACGUUACUGUCCCCUCUAUAAGCAUUGAAGUGGGCAGUAUUGAGCAGAACUCCGAGCAAAUGAGACUUAACCUUGACUUACUUGAAGGCGAACGAGAGAAGACCAUUGUCCGAGUCGCCUCCUAUCAACAGCGGUUGAAGUCUUACUAUGACAAAAGAGCCAAGAUCAGACAGUUUCAACUAGGCGACUUUGUGCUAAGAAAGGCCUUCAUCACUGCACAAAGACAAGGGUCUAAAAAGAUAAAACCCAAUUGGGAAGGCCUUUACGGAAGGAGAUUCCGCGAUAAUGGAACGCCUACCACUUCCAAAGAUACUAUCCAUGAUGUUUCCUCCUACCUGUUCAAUCCCCAGCAGAUAAUUGAGUACUGCACAUUUCUGAAGAAGAGAAGCAACUACUGCAAAUUCCAGAAUGUGCCACAACAAAAGACGGUUGCCCAUAAGCGGCGUCCUUCGGGAGACACAGGGCGACAACUAGAAGUGUCCUUCGGGAGACGCAGCUUGCAAAGAAGUGUCCUAAGGGAGACGCAAGGUGCGCCAGGAAUUUCCUAA